Molecule: messenger RNA, 582 nt
Organism: Alternaria ethzedia
Lineage: Eukaryota; Fungi; Ascomycota; Dothideomycetes; Pleosporales; Pleosporaceae
Exons: 5
Coding region: 1-582 (193 amino acids)
Biological process (GO): small GTPase-mediated signal transduction
Molecular function (GO): GTP binding; GTPase activity
Source: RefSeq, a predicted model, not a curated record
AUGGCCGAGAUUCGACGAAAGCUCGUUAUUGUCGGUGACGGCGCCUGUGGAAAGACCUGUCUGCUCAUCGUCUUCUCCAAGGGCACCUUCCCCGAGGUCUACGUCCCCACCGUUUUCGAGAACUACGUCGCCGAUGUCGAGGUCGACGGCAAGCACGUCGAGCUCGCCCUCUGGGAUACCGCCGGCCAGGAAGAUUACGACCGUCUGCGCCCUCUCUCCUACCCCGACUCGCACGUUAUCCUGAUUUGCUUCGCCAUCGAUUCGCCCGAUUCGCUUGACAACGUCCAGGAGAAGUGGAUCUCCGAGGUUCUGCACUUCUGCCAGGGCCUUCCCAUCAUCCUCGUUGGAUGUAAGAAGGAUCUGCGCUUCGACCAGAAGACGAUUGAGGAGCUACACAAGACCUCGCAGAAGCCCGUGACACCCGAGCAGGCCGAGGAUGUGCGCAAGAAGAUCGGUGCCCAGAAGUACCUCGAGUGCUCAGCCAAGACGAACGAGGGCGUCCGAGAAGUAUUCGAGCACGCCACCCGGGCUGCCCUGUUGACCCGGAAAGAGAAGAAGACCAAGAAGUGCUUGAUCUUGUAA